Messenger RNA from Seriola dumerili (greater amberjack), 2719 nucleotides. RefSeq names its product E3 ubiquitin-protein ligase RNF14-like. Gene Ontology annotation, molecular function: zinc ion binding; ubiquitin conjugating enzyme binding; ubiquitin protein ligase activity. Gene Ontology annotation, cellular component: cytoplasm; ubiquitin ligase complex. Bases 132 to 1970 code for a protein of 612 amino acids. Gene Ontology annotation, biological process: positive regulation of proteasomal ubiquitin-dependent protein catabolic process; ubiquitin-dependent protein catabolic process; protein polyubiquitination. The record is from RefSeq and is a predicted model, not a curated record. Lineage: Eukaryota; Metazoa; Chordata; Actinopteri; Carangiformes; Carangidae. The transcript is spliced from 7 exons.
UUGAAACAACUGCAAUCUCAGUACGACGACUUUAAAAGACGAACUUCGACUCCAGCAGGACACAGUCAAACACGUAGCCUCACAAACAGUGCGAGAAGAAAGUGGAAGUUACUGUGACUGGGACGGCAGGUAUGAAAACCGACUUGGAAGACCAGGAAGACGAGCUACUCGCCCUCCAUAGUAUCUUUGGUUUGGAGGAGUUCGUCCGGAAUGAGUCGAACCCUGCCGGAGAAAUCCGAGUGUCAGUUGAGCUUCCUGCGGACUUCACUGUGGCUCUGACAGAGGGUGAAACGGUGAGGCAAUAUGAAAUAUCAUUCCUGCCACCUCUGCUCCUGACCUUUGAACUUCCUGAGGACUACCCAUCCUCCUCCCCUCCCUCCUUCACCCUCACCUGCAGCUGGCUGACACACACACAGCUCUCUGCACUGGGCGCUCAGCUCACUGAUCUCUACCAGGCAACCGGAGGCGCAGUGGUGCUCUUCUCCUGGGUGCAGUUUCUCAGAGAAGAUACCCUCCAGUUCCUGGACAUCCACACUCUGCUGGAGCUCUACUCUGAUGAACACAGCACUCUGCGCUGUAGCCAAGACUCACAAAAUGCUGCACUCUCACAAACAAAUAAUAAUCAAGACACUCCAAAGUCAGAUGACCAAAGUUGUAAUGUUUCAGAUCUACCUGCACAAUCCAUGGAAGUUCAGCACCCGAAUGUGAUUCUUGCUGAUGGCCAAAAUCCCUCAAUAUCAGACCAGAGCAGCACAGACUCUCAGGGAGUCAGCAAUGUCAGCCAGAGUCGUCAAAACUCAGGGCCUCCGAGUGAAUCUAACCAAAUCGCACAAGGCUCACAUGCAAAGGAGGCUGAACAGACCUUCCAGCCCUCAGAGUUAAAGGCUGACGGCCAGAGGGAUCUGUCUUCAGAGGCAGGCAAAUCCAAGCCUCCUCCAUUUUCUGAGUCUGAUCAAAUUGUCCAGGAAGAUUUCUCAAAUGAAGGCGGUGUUUCAGCCUCAUUAUUGCCUCCAGAUGAAGUAGAUCAGAGUGGACAAGAAGGAGCUGCUCCUCUGCAAGCCCACCCCAGAGAGUCCUUUGAAAAUAAAGCGCAAACCCCCUCCCUAACUCCAUCACAAACUCUGCUGUCCCAGCUCUUGAUCUAUGAUGCAGCCCAGAAACAGAAAGUGUUUGCCGCUACGGUGUUUGACUGUAGUGUGUGCUUUGUGGGCUGGCUCGGUUCGGAGUGUGUGCAGUUGCUUGAGUGUGGCCACAUCUUCUGCCAGACAUGUCUCACUGAGUUCUGUAAGCUCCAGAUAACAGAGGGGAACGUCCGGGGUGUCACCUGUCCUCAGGCAGACUGCACGGCCAGCCCCACGCCUGCACAGGUGAAAAGUCUGGUGGGGGAGGAACUGUUCAGCCGCUAUGAUCGUCUCCUGCUGCAGUCGACUCUGGACCUCAUGCCCGAUGUGGCGUACUGUCCUCGGCUUUCAUGUGGUUCACCUGUCAUUCUGGAGAAGUCCAGCACUGCAGCGCUGUGCUCUGUGUGCGGCUUUGCUUUCUGUGUCACCUGCAGAAAGACCUACCAUGGAACAGAUGACUGUCAGGCAAAGAAGGCCAUGAAACAAAAACAGAUGGAAAAAGACCUACAGCAAGGCCAUUUAGAGUUGCCACAGUCACAAGAGGGGAUGAAGGCUCUGUGGGACGACUAUACCAGCGGCAGCAAUCAGAGGCGGCUCGUCCUGCAGAGCAGGUACGGCCAGAGGGUGCUGAAGGUCAACCUGGAGGACAGUCUGAGCGAGCACUGGAUGGAAGUCAACAGUAAGAACUGUCCUCACUGCUUCUGCAGAAUAGAGAAAAACAGAGGAUGUAACAUGAUGACAUGCUCUCAGUGUAGACAGCGUUUCUGCUGGGCCUGCCUCACCAGACUGCCCAAGGCUGGUGCAGGCAGACACUUUGAGGACAGUCCCUGUUCUGUCUACCAGUGGUAGCUGACAUAGUCCUUCAGCCACUUUGACCUCCAGCCAUGGAGGGAACUGAGUCAACACAUUUUGCAUAUGUUAUGCUAUGUUAAGUGCACAAGCAUCGGAGGGCAGUUUGCAAUACAAAUAAGUGCUAAUUUAAUGAAACAUGUAAAAAACAUGAUAAUGUGGAGCAUGUUUUCAAAAAAUUAUGAUCUCAACACAGUUGGGAAUAAACACUCUUAACAUUAGAUCCUCUAUGGUGUUUUGCUGCGGAUGGGCCAACAUGUUAUUUAGUCACAGUUUAUACCAAAAAAGCCAAAAUCAUACAAAUGUCAUGUUAGUUUCACUUUUAGAAGUUUACAUUUUAAAACUAAAUAUUUAACAUCCUACUAUCACUGAUGUCAAGUCAUUCACAAAAUGACACUAUGUGUCUGUUAUGACCAGUAGAUGGUGCUAAAUACCAUUGCUCUGAAGUAACUAGCGGUUCCCAUUUGUUUAUAUCCUUUUUAUAUACAGUCUAUGGUUAUAUCAAGAAUUAGGGUCGGCAACUGAUGAUUGUUUUCAUUAUUAUUCUGUCUGCAAAUAAUUUCUUUGAUUAAUAGAUCAAUUAAAUGCCAAUCAUACUGUAAGUUGCUUUGUUUUGUCUAAGGUGUCCACAACCUGAAGAUGUUCCAUUUAAUGCCAUAAAAGACAAAGAAAAAAAGCUAAAAGACUGAAACUGGUAAAAUCUUCCCAGUAUUACUUAAAAAAAAUGACACUGAAAAUCUGAGUAUCAA